AGAUAAUAGACGUUUACCACACUACCAGCCAAUAGCCCAUACUAAUUUUGGGUAGUUUUCAGAUUUUUGCAAUAAAAGCAUGGCUGCCGUGUUCCGUGUCGGCCUCGUGCGGUUCGUCUGCCGCGGUGCCACCCCCUCAACUUUGCUGCAGGCACAGACGAACGCACUGCCCUCCGCCUUCAUGCAAAAGUGCAACAUCUCCGGCAAGACAAUGCGCGGAGGUCCCCGCGUGCCCAAGGCAGCUCCCUAUCCGUACAAGACGAAGAAAUACACUGUCAUAAAUGCAUUCUUUGACAAGACCUCAAAACGCUUUGAUGAAAACUCGAAAGUCAUAUGCGUCGAGGGUCCGAUAGCGGCAGGCAAGACAAAGUUUGCCAAAGAGUUGGCUGAGGAGUUGGACAUGCAGUACUUUCCUGCUGUAGAUAUGGAUCUUGUGUAUAUCAACUCCUAUGGCUAUGAUUUGCGCAAACUCGAUCCCCAGCUACCUCCCAGCUGCCGUAGCUACGAUGUGCGUGAUUUUUGCUGUGAUCCCAAUCACGACUUGGCCGCCCAGUUCCAGAUACGCAUGUAUAUGCUGCGCUAUUCGCAGUACAUUGAUGCACUACAGCACGUACUGUCCACCGGCCAAGGCGUCGUGCUCGAGCGCAGUCCAUAUUCUGACUUUGUCUUCAUGGAGGCGAUGUUCCGUCAGGGCUACUUGUCUCGCGGCGCACGCUCUGUUUAUAACGAGGUGCGUCAGAACACUAUUGGUGAGCUGUUAAAGCCUCAUCUUGUUGUUUAUUUGGACCUACCCGUGGAUGCAGUACAGCGGCAGAUCAAGGCCCGCAAUGUAGACUACGAAGUGCAGUCGAAGGUGUUCAGCGAGGCUUAUCUCCGUGAUCUUGAAACGCUCUACAAGCAGCAAUUCCUCAAGGACAUUGCUUCUCAUGCUGAGCUUUUGAUUUACGAUUGGAGUGCUGGCGGCGAAACCGAGGUCGUGGUGGAGGAUAUCGAGCGCAUCGAUUUCGAGCAAUACGAGUCGGAUCCACACAACAAAAAGAUGCUGGAUUGGCGCUUCCCACUGGAGACCGAAUGGUGUGAGGCACGUAUCAAGUACUGCAAUGAGAAGCCCGACUUGAUGAACUACUUCAAUGUACCACGCUAUGAUGUGCCUGAGCUACUGCGUGGCGCCGAUGAAGGCAAAGUGUGGCGUGAUGUUUGGUUUAAUGCACCCGGUAUGAAAUAUCGCCCUGGUUACAACGAAGAUGUUGGCGAUACUGGCCUCUUGACCAAAACCAAGAUUGGUAUCAACGAGCCUGUCUAGGGUGUUGUACGUAGUCAGGAUGUUUGACGAAUUGUGUUAAUUAUCUAAUAAAAAAAACCAAUCUAGUAAAUUAA
This is a messenger RNA of Scaptodrosophila lebanonensis, 1377 nucleotides long. RefSeq names its product NADH dehydrogenase [ubiquinone] 1 alpha subcomplex subunit 10, mitochondrial (gene ND-42). Gene Ontology annotation, cellular component: cytoplasm. Gene Ontology annotation, biological process: mitochondrial electron transport, NADH to ubiquinone. The record is from RefSeq and is a predicted model, not a curated record. Bases 80 to 1303 code for a protein of 407 amino acids. Lineage: Eukaryota; Metazoa; Arthropoda; Insecta; Diptera; Drosophilidae. The transcript has 3 exons.